ACUGAAGAAGUUGUUGAUAUCCAUAAAAAACUCAUAGAAGAUAUAAGAAAAGAUGUAUUUGGUGUGGGAAUAGAGUUAAAUGAAGAUGGCGAAAGAUUAGUUAAGAUUUUACAAGAAAGACAAGGAAGAAGUUUGGAUAGAUUAUCAAAGGAUUUAUAUUCUAAAGAUACUCAUUUUGUUUUAGAACUCAUUCAGAAUGCUGAUGAUAAUACUUAUUCUACUGAUGUUGUAAAGUCUUCAAAUGGUCCAUCAGUAAUGUUUAAAAUAGAUGAUAAUGGUAUUACAUUAUUUAAUAAUGAGCUAGGAUUUAAAGAAGUAGAAAUAAAAGCUAUAUGUGAUGUUGGUAGAAGUACUAAAGGCAAACAUAAAUAUGGUUAUAUUGGUCAGAAAGGAAUUGGUUUUAAAUCUGUAUUUAGAAUAACAGACAGGCCUGAAAUUCACUCUAAUGGCUACCAUUUCUGUUUUGAUGUUAAAAGUGGACCUAUGGGUUAUAUUAUGCCACAUUGGGUUGAAACUGAAGAUGAAGACUCUAUGAGGUAA
Messenger RNA from Lottia gigantea (owl limpet), 540 nucleotides. RefSeq lists its product as hypothetical. The record is from RefSeq and is a predicted model, not a curated record. The transcript is spliced from 3 exons. NCBI's taxonomy places the organism in Eukaryota, Metazoa, Mollusca, Gastropoda, Lottiidae. The annotation marks the transcript as partial.